This is a messenger RNA of Onychostruthus taczanowskii (white-rumped snowfinch), 1650 nucleotides long. RefSeq lists its product as uncharacterized. The transcript has 13 exons. NCBI's taxonomy places the organism in Eukaryota, Metazoa, Chordata, Aves, Passeriformes, Passeridae. Gene Ontology annotation, molecular function: protein binding. The record is from RefSeq and is a predicted model, not a curated record.
AUGGCCCUGCCAGCGCUGGUCCUGGCAUUCUUCCUGGCCCUUGCUCCUCUGCUGCUGGCACCGGGACAGAUGCACCACGGUCCUGUGACUCCGCGGGUAUACAAGGAAGCAGGAAAAUGUAAAAUUCCCUCCGACUGGGACCCCAAACUGCGGUUUAACCCAGAGAAGAACAACAGCUAUGCUUUGAACGAAGUGGUGCAGCUCAGCUGUGAAGGGAAGAUUCCUGGGAAGUUUGCACCAUCUGUGCCACAGAUUCAAUGCAUUUCCAGAGGGGCCCAGAUCCUGUGGAAUGAGACUCCCACCUGCAAGGAAACAUGCCAAAAGCCCUACUGGGAUUCCAGACUCCAGCUGGCACCAGACUGGGAAAGUUACAGGAAAAAUGAAGAAGUGAUUCUGAGCUGUCCCAAGGGUUUCCAGGCACCCUUUACCCAUGUCAAAUGUACAGGAAAAGUUCUGUCUGUUAUCAAUGGAAAACCUAUAUACAGAGAAGCUUGGACUGGAAAGGACAGCACAGGCAAUGUGAUCAACAUUCAGCCCAAGUUCAGGGUAUAGUGCCUGGAUGUCCGCCAGGUUUUCAAUGGGACCCAGAAAGUUUCCAGCACCAGCAUCAAACUGAACUGGAUCUGCAGGUUCCCUCCUAUGUGCCACCGUAUUUGGGCCAGGUGCCGGAUGGAGUUCCAUUCCUCCUCAGACUGUGAGGCUGAGGACGUGAAGGUAGAGGAGAUGCUACAAGGCCACAAGGGAACAUUCACCUGCUCCCCUCUGCAGCCCUUCACGGUCUACAGUGUCAUCAUCUCCCUGCUGCCUAACACAAUCCUGUACACAGACCUCAUCAUGACAAAGGAAAUGGUGCCAGACAAGCCAGAGAAUCUGAGGAUGGAUUCCAAAACGGGGACCCUCAGGUGGGAGGCGCUGCCCUCCUGCAAAGGGGAGAUCACUGGAUACCAGCUGAACAUCACCACCUUGAGAGUACAGGACGGCAGCUUCCUUGAAUUCAGGCAGGUGUUGGUGAACCAGUCUGUCUCUGCAUAUGCACCACCUCAUCAGACAGCUGGCAGCAAAUACCUGGUGACAGUGCAGGGCCUGACGGCAGCUGGGGCUGGGGCUGCAUCACAACUGGAAUUUGAAGCCUACGUCCGGGGGCAGCCUCCGGGCCCUUGGCCUGGGUCAGCAGUCACUGUAGUGGUGGUGGUGGUGCUGUUGAUCCCCUUGUCUGCUGGGAUCAUCUGGUUCAUGCUGUUCAGAAAAAAGAAGACCUUGCCCAGAAAUGCUGAGGAGGAUCAGUACACAGAUCUCCAGCCCUACGAGAAUGUACACGGGGAUAAUUACUGCGUGAUCGAGAAUUUUCUUGAGAAGGAUGCAGGGCAGCCUCCGGGCCCUUGGCCUGGGUCAGCAGUCACUGUAGUGGUGGUGGUGGUGCUGUUGAUCCCCUUGUCUGCUGGGAUCAUCUGGUUCAUGCUGUUCAGAAAAAAGAAGACCUUGCCCAGAAAUGCUGAGGAGGAUCAGUACACAGAUCUCCAGCCCUACGAGAAUGUACACGGGGAUAAUUACUGCGUGAUCGAGAAUUUUCUUGAGAAGGAUGCAGGUAAGUGUGGCCAGGAUGGAGAGCCAUUUCCCCACUCCCUGCUUGUUCAUGAGACUCAGCAGUGA